GCCUACUUAUCCAACCUCCUUCUUCUCAUCUUUUCGAUCUCUGUGAUUUGGUGUUUGUAUUCUACACAUUAUCAUGGCUGACCGUUAUUCCUUCUCCCUGACCACUUUCUCCCCCAGCGGAAAGCUGGUGCAGAUUGAAUAUGCUUUAAAUGCUGUCAACCAGGGUGUUACAGCCCUCGGCAUCAAAGCCACCAAUGGCAUCGUCCUUGCAACUGAGAAGAAGUCCUCAUCGCCACUUAUUGAUCCCCCUCUCUCUCGAAGAUCUCCCUCGUCACCCCCGACAUCGGUAUGGUUUACGCCGGCAUGGGUCCCGAUUACCGCCCGCAAAGUGUCACACACUGGCUACAAGCGCAUCUAUAACGAAUACCCACCGACUCGGAUUCUGGUGCAGGACGUCGCCCGGGUGGUGCAGGAGGCCACGCAGUCUGGAGGUGUUCGGCCGUACGGUGUCAGUCUGUUGAUUGCUGGCUGGGAUGAGGGUGUUGAGCCCCAGUCCGAAGAGGCUACAACUGAGGAGAAGCCCACCACCAAGACCGGCGGGAUCCUUAAGGGGGGUCCCAGCCUGUACCAGGUGGACCCCAGUGGUAGCUACUACCCAUGGAAGGCGACGGCCAUCGGCAAGCACGCGACAAGUGCUAAGACUUUCCUUGAGAAGCGAUACACUGAGGGCUUGGAGCUGGAGGAUGCCAUCCACAUUGCGCUGUUGACACUCAAGGAGACCAUUGAGGGCGAGAUGAACGGAGACACAAUAGAAAUCGGUAUUGUUGGCCCGCCAGCAGACCACCUGCUGGGCUACGAAGGUGUGGAGGGAGCCCAGGGCCCACGGUUCAGGACAUUGACCAAGGAGCAGAUCGAGGAUUACCUGACCAACCUAUGA
This is a messenger RNA of Penicillium longicatenatum, 877 nucleotides long. RefSeq names its product proteasome core particle subunit alpha 2 (gene pre8). The coding region runs from base 74 to 877 and encodes 267 amino acids. Gene Ontology annotation, cellular component: proteasome core complex, alpha-subunit complex; proteasome core complex. Gene Ontology annotation, biological process: ubiquitin-dependent protein catabolic process. The transcript has 6 exons. The record is from RefSeq and is a predicted model, not a curated record. Lineage: Eukaryota; Fungi; Ascomycota; Eurotiomycetes; Eurotiales; Aspergillaceae.